Molecule: messenger RNA, 503 nt
Organism: Lindgomyces ingoldianus
Lineage: Eukaryota; Fungi; Ascomycota; Dothideomycetes; Pleosporales; Lindgomycetaceae
Exons: 1
Coding region: 107-376 (89 amino acids)
Source: RefSeq, a predicted model, not a curated record
CAUCCACUUUGACUCUGGUAGAGACGCGUUAUACCAAGGAUCCUCAGAAAACGUUGUCUGCAAACUCGCCUACUGAGACGGACAUUGGCUCAUUGACGCAGAGGAGAUGGAGCGAGCAGAGCUCUCCACCUUCAGCUCUCGGCUUCGAAGCUCCUCCCCUGAACUAGUCACCUUAGCCACUAAGCUCAAAAGGAUCUAUCAUUGUCCAUCGCGCGAGGAGCGACGCCCUAUCAUCACUACCUGCGAGGAAGCUCACAAGCUCAUGGGUCACAUAGGCAUGGAGACAGUCAACCAUCUGGAGCAAAGCGUACAGGGAAUCAGAAUACAAGAGCAUGGGCAUAAGUACGACAGAGCUGUGACACUUAAAGACUGUUAAGUAUGCAUUAAAACUAAAAUUAAGAAGCAGAUUAGUUAACAACUGCCACAAUUAGCAUCUACCCGCCCAUUCCAUCGCAUAGGCAUAGACCUCAUCCAGCUCUGCCCCACUGGCCAGCGCUGCUACA